AUGUUUCUCCAGCAGACCCGAGGAAAGCCUCUCCAGCUCAGCAUCACCGCGGCCUGUGGUUUUGGAUUUCUUCUUUUUGGUUAUGACCAGGGUGUUUUUGGUGGACUGCUCGAUAACAAACAUUUCCUCCACACCUUUGGAAACCCCAGUACCACGAUACAAGGCCAGAUCGUGGCCAGCUAUGAUCUUGGAUGUAUCAUCGGCACGCUAGUGUCCAUGUUCUUUGGAGACAAACUAGGGCGGCGACGAUGCAUUCUGACCGGGUCGUGCAUUCUCAUCAUCGGCGCCAUUGUGCAAACCGCGGCAUACUCCAUGGCGCCUAUGAUUGUUGGCCGUGUGGUGGCCGGAAUCGGCAAUGGCAUGAAUACGAUUGCGUGCCCGGUUCUGCAGUCGGAGACGGCCAGGCCAAAAGAUCGGGGGAAACUCAUUGUCCUCCAGUUGGUCUUGAAUAUUUUUGGGAUUGUGGUUAGCAACUGGAUGAAUUUUGGUUUUACAUAUAUUCCGAAUUCCUCUGUUAGCUGGCGCUUCCCUCUUGCCUUUCAGUGUUUCUUUGCUCUGAUUACCAUCGCGCUCAUAUCGGUGGCUCCGGAAUCGCCCCGUUGGCUGCUGAUGAAAGGUCGCACCAGCCAGGCUCAGGAUAUCUAUGCUCGACUGCUGGACAAGCCCUACGACGACCCGAUGGUGAUGGAGGAAAUCCAGAGCCAGACGGCCAGUCUUCACCAGGGGGCGGAACUGCAGCAGUCGAAUCCGCUCAAAGAGAUCUUCACCGCGGACAGCAAGCAACAGACCCUGCGGAGGAUUCUCCUGGGCGCAGGGACGGCCAUUUUCCAACAGGUCGGAGGCACCAACGUGAUCGCAUAUUAUCUUCCCAUCGUCCUGACGCGGUCGGUUGGGCUGAGUAACCGGCUCGCGCUGGUUCUCUCCGCCUGCGACUCCAUCUCCCUGAUGGUCUGGGGCGCCGUCGCCGCUCUUCUCAUCGACCGAGUCGGCCGAAAGAAGCUGCUGUUAAUGGGCGUCACGGCCAGCAGCAUCUGCUUCGCGCUCGUGGCGGUUGGAUUGCGAUACGGCGGCCCCGACAACGCGGGCAUGUCCAUCCUGGCGGUCGUCUUCAUCUUCGCGUACUAUGUCUUUUACGGCCUGUCGCUUCUCUCCAUCCCCUUUAUGUAUCCGGCGGAAAUCAAUUCGCAGAAGAUGCGUAACAUCGGCACCUCGUUCGCCACCACCGUCAACUGGCUCUUCGUCUACGUCGUUGUCGUCGCCACUCCGACGGGGAUUGAACGUAUCGGGUGGAAGUAUUACAUGCUCUACGCCAUCUUCAACUUCCUCUUCAUCCCGGUCAUCUGGUAUUUCUAUGUUGAAACCGCCAAUCUCUCGCUGGAACAGGUAGAUCGGCUGUUUGAGAUCAAACACGAUGCAGGGAAGGAUAUGAGUUGGUCCGAGGCAUACCGGAUGGCCCGCAUGGAAGUUCCAGUAGUGGAACUUUCUGCUAAAGACGAGGUUGAAUCGGAGCAUUGUGAGGUUGUUACUUGA
Aspergillus wentii DTO 134E9 is the source of this 1530-nucleotide messenger RNA. Its product is annotated as sugar porter family MFS transporter. The transcript has 2 exons. Lineage: Eukaryota; Fungi; Ascomycota; Eurotiomycetes; Eurotiales; Aspergillaceae. Gene Ontology annotation, molecular function: carbohydrate:proton symporter activity. The coding region runs from base 1 to 1530 and encodes 509 amino acids. Gene Ontology annotation, cellular component: membrane. Gene Ontology annotation, biological process: transmembrane transport; carbohydrate transport. The record is from RefSeq and is a predicted model, not a curated record.